Messenger RNA from Tarenaya hassleriana, 1062 nucleotides. Its product is annotated as LON peptidase N-terminal domain and RING finger protein 3-like. The record is from RefSeq and is a predicted model, not a curated record. The transcript is spliced from 6 exons. Bases 153 to 794 code for a protein of 213 amino acids. Lineage: Eukaryota; Viridiplantae; Streptophyta; Magnoliopsida; Brassicales; Cleomaceae.
GGCCGAAGAUUAAUCACCAAAAGGCGUCUUUCGUCUCCGGAGAUUUUUCUAGUUUCAAUUCCCGUGUGAUUCGCUUUACCGUACGGCGACUAUCACGAACCAAUCUUUGAUUGUCUAGGUUUUUCAGAUUCAAAGGGACAAGGAUAGUUAAGAUGGAUACCCAGGGACUGAGGGGAGCUGGUCUGCGUCGACGGAGGAAGGCGAGUAUCGAUUUGAAUGUACGACCCAAUGAAACUCGAGAUCGAGAAGGGACCUCUAACUCCGGAAUUGCACGUGGAGUUUCUGUCGGUAACAAUCAAGGGGAGUCUGUACCUGCUCCUCCUCCUCCUAUUGAUGUCGAUGCUAUCGAUGAUGAUGAUGUUGUGGAAUCCUCUGCAAGCGCUUUUGCCGAAGCUAUAAACAAAUCGACAGGGACAGGCUUACACCGGAGGCCUCUAAUGGUUGAUGUAGAUUCAGGUCGAACGAGUAGAAUGCCUGCCAACAUCAGCAUAAAGAGGAGAAGGGUUCCGCCUAAUCAGCCUGUCAUUGAUUGUGAUCAUGUCGUUCUGCUUACGGUUCCAGGGAGGGAGCCUGUUUCGAAGCCCCCACCACCUCAAGAGGAGCCAAAGUUUACGUGUCCAAUUUGUAUGUGUCCAUUUACUCAGGAGACGUCAACGAAGUGCGGUCAUAUAUUUUGCAAGGAAUGUAUCAAGAUGGCAAUAUCUAGCCAGGGUAAAUGCCCUACAUGUAGGAAAAAGGUUACUGCUAGAGAUUUAAUUCGGGUGUUCCUUCCAGCCACCACCCGCCAUGGUUAAUGAUCUAAUUACCAGAUUGGUUUUGGAACAAGGAGGGGAUGUCAAAAAGAGGUGGGCGAUUAUAUUUGAACAAUUUCUGUCUUCUGGAAGUGAAGGUAGUGUCUGGGGAUUAUGGAACCUACUUUUUAAUGUAUAUCACCGACUCACCGGUAUAUUAACCGUCUAAACUCUCCUGUUCCUAGUUAUUGUUCUAUCUAAUGGAAGAGAUGUAUUGGGGAAAAGAACAUUGAAUGUUAAUGAAGCAUUUCAACAGCCAUUUCGCCAGUAA